AUGCGAGUUCCUCUUAGCAUUGUAACUGGCUCAAACUAUUCACCGACCAUGCAGCAGGUUUCUGACAGAGGCAAAUGCCUUGCGGCACAGAGGCCAACUUUCCUCUCUGUAUUGAGUGACCAAUGGUCUCCGUCUAACCCCAACGGCAUCGUGAAUCUCGGCCUUGCCGAGAAUACACUUAUGCACGCGGAGAUGGAGGACUUCAUAAAUUCGAAUCUGCAAAUCAACGCACAUGCAUUGACCUACGGAGAUGGGUUUAGCGGCUCGCACAAGCUCAAAGAAAGCCUUUGUCGCUUCAUGAACUGUCAAUUCUCGCCUCGGACUCCUCUAUGCCCCUCCCAUCUUGUCAUGACAUCUGGCGUCAGCAAUGCGCUUGAAUGCUGUGCCUGGGCUUUAGCUGAUCCUGGAGAUUAUUUCAUGGUUGGACGGCCAUAUUUCAAUGCAUUUAGAACGAUCUUUGGAAUCCGACCAGGAGUCCGGCUUCUCGAAGUCGAGUUUGGAGAGGUAGAUCCGUUCAGCAUGGCUGCAGUCCAACAAUACGAAAGAGCAUAUGCUGAAGCGGCAAGCAACGGCUUACGCGUCAAAGCUCUUGUAUUGUGCUCACCAAAUAAUCCUCUUGGACGUUGUUAUCCCGAAGAAGUCUUGAAAGAAUACUUGAAGAUCUGCUCGAGGAAUGGACUUCAUCUUAUUUCCGAUGAGAUCUACGCGCUCUCUGUCUGGGAUAAUCCUCGUGUUCCCGAUGCAACAGGUUUCAAAUCAAUCCUGUCUAUAAACCUAGAAGGGAUCAUUGACCAAAGCUUUGUACAUAUUGUAUGGGGCUUAAGUAAGGACUUUGGUGCAACUGGCCUAAGGAUCGGCACAUUGAUCAGCCAGUCGAAUAAGCUACUUUUGGAGGCUGCAGAGGGCAUUUCUCUCUACAAUAUCCCGUCAGGCAUAGCAGAUCACAUUGCCACAUCGCUCCUACUCGAUGAUAGCUUUUCAGCAAAGUACCUCGCGAUCAAUCGGGCCCGCUUGUCUGAAAGCUAUGUUUUUGCGACGAAUUGGCUACGGUCACAUCAGAUUCCCUACCUUGAAUGCAACGCUGCGUUCUUCAUUUGGGUUAACUUAGCGGCCGUAGUCAAAGAUGCCACGACUGCGGAUAUACUUGUAAGGCUACGAAAAGAGAAAAUUUAUAUCGCGGCUGGGGAGAAUUACGCCGCGGAAGAAGCUGGAUGGUUUCGGCUGGUUUUUUCCCACCCGCUAAACGUUUUGGAAGAGGGACUACAGCGGAUAAUCCAGUCGAUUCAGCAAUAG
Penicillium griseofulvum is the source of this 1293-nucleotide messenger RNA. RefSeq names its product Pyridoxal phosphate-dependent transferase, major region, subdomain 2. The transcript has 7 exons. Gene Ontology annotation, molecular function: pyridoxal phosphate binding; transaminase activity. The record is from RefSeq and is a predicted model, not a curated record. Gene Ontology annotation, biological process: amino acid metabolic process; biosynthetic process. NCBI's taxonomy places the organism in Eukaryota, Fungi, Ascomycota, Eurotiomycetes, Eurotiales, Aspergillaceae. The coding region runs from base 1 to 1293 and encodes 430 amino acids.